Molecule: messenger RNA, 1702 nt
Organism: Osmia bicornis bicornis
Lineage: Eukaryota; Metazoa; Arthropoda; Insecta; Hymenoptera; Megachilidae
Exons: 4
Coding region: 169-984 (271 amino acids)
Source: RefSeq, a predicted model, not a curated record
AGCUCGUGUUUAUGUCUGGUCAAACGAGGUGUUCGUUCACAGGUGCAUCUGUCCUCCGCGAAUUGUAUUCCGAUUUUCACUCGAAGGGACGUCAUGGAAAUUCAUCGAUCGAUAAGGAAUGAUCAAUGGUGCUGAUGAUCGUUGGACUGGAUCUUAGGUCGCGAAAUCAUGCGGUGCAUCACUAUUGAUUUUAGACCGAAUCGAUCGGCGCGAAUCGGUUGUAUUCUUCUGGUGAUUGUUUAUUUAUCGGAUCAGACGUUCGCAUUUAGCAAUUCGACGUUUGUUGAACGAUGUCGAGCGGAUUGCAGCUUCCACAAGGAUUUCAUUAGUUGCGGGAAAUUCAGGGUCGUUAUGUGGCUGCACGAUACUGUGAGGAAUAAGGAGUUCACUUAUGGCCCGGUUCGUAUAAUAAGAAUACCGUCCAUAUCGAGCCAGUCGAUUCUACCGAAGUUACCUCAGUCUCGGGUGUUCAAAACCAACGCGAUCGAGGCCUUGAACUUCGUCAGGGACCUUGUCGAGGACUUGCUGACGAAACGUGCUCUGGUUUACACCAUUGACAAUUCCGUGACGGGCAGGAAUUUUGGUAGCAUGCCCAUGAUCAUGGACGAGGAUGAACUGGUUCAGAUACAAAGCAGAAAAGAAUCAGCGGACGAGUGGAGGCUCUUCAAAAAGAAGAAAUCCGUGAUUCUCCCAAUUCUGAUUCUGCUGAAUCUUCUGAAGCUGAAGCUGUUGCUUCUGCCUAUAUUCUUAGGAGUGCACUUCAUCAAGAAGCUGUUGUUGCUCGCUUCGGUGGUCGCUCCGUCUGUUUUCUCGCAUCUGAAGAUCUGCAAGGUCCCUCAACACCCACAGCACCCUUAUCAGACAUGGGCCACCGCUGCCGAGGCUCCUGUUGAUUAUCCAACAGGAUACGGUCACGAGGACGCGUGGGCGCAUAGGAACGAUGUAGCUUACGGUUACUAUGGCUUCCGUAAUCCCUACGGAUGAAGCUUAGGAAACUUUUAGCUAAUCGUCGAGCAAGCUUCUCGUUCGUCGCUGCGAGUAUCCUGGACGGAAUCGUCGCGGACGAAUCUUCGAGUUGACGAACGAUGACCCUGCUCCGUGUAUUCUUUCUUCGGCUAGCAACUUUCGACUGCGUGUUCUCCAAGUGCCAAUCGUUUCCUCCUCGCGGCUAAUCAUCUUUAUUUGCUCCUAAACACCCUUUACCGACCGGCGACAGACGAGCAGGGAGAGAGAGAGACUGUCUUUAACGAAGCGAUUAUCGAGGCGUGUUCGUUGUCGCGAAAAAUCCAUGAGACUUUCACACUGUUUGCGUACCGUUAGCGAUCAGCGAGCUACGCUUUCAAAAGUCACGGAUUAAGUCACGAACACGCCUUACGAUAAAAGAAAACGCCACGAAUCAGCUCGAUAACCGCACGCGAGCAUUCAGAUAUCGAAAUGCACGUUAGGUACCGUAAAUCCGUUGUUACGAGAACGGAUUUUCGUGGUAUCGGAGCAGCUCGCGUGAUGUCAACGCCGUUUACUUCCUGGAUCGUAACGGAUACGUAUGCUCAAGUAUGUGGUGACUGGCCGUUUGUUCUAGGAUUUAUUUUCGAUAUGCUGGUACAGCGAUUGUGAUAGUAAAUAAAAAAGGUGCUCGAGUUGUUUGAGGUGAAGGAAGAUCCUUGAAGAUUACUUAGGCAAUAUACGGUACGCGUUACUGUAA